AAUGAAAUUGUCUAUGCUCGCACUGACGCUCCCCGCUGCUCACCCGCGAUGUCGGCCACCUGUCAAAUGUCAUGUUAGGCAAGUCAACGAACCGAUAACCGAUGAACUUGGCGGUUUAGUUGAUAAUUAAUCAAACUAAGCAGAAAUGCCCCCUAAAAAGCGUGAUAAAGACAAUGAAACAACAAAAAACUCUAAAAUUGACCAUCUCCAGGCCGAUCAUGAGCUGUUUUUGCAAGCAUUUGAAAAACCAACACAAAUAUACAGAUUUCUGCGAACUCGUAACAUGCUAUCGCCGAUUUUCCUGAAUAGAACAUUGUCGUAUAUGAAGCGGCGGAUGUCUAGGAGCAAUAAAAGUCGCGUGGGGUUCAAGGUCAGCUCUUUGCUGGAGAAAAUCACCUUGAAGAAGAGUACAGAGCUGCAACCUAACAGCUUGGGAGGGUACAUGACCCUGACUUUCCUGGGCUUUUAUGACAAGAGCUUGGUGGAUCCCAGAGACUACCAAGUGAAAGUAGAGACCUUGCUGCUCAAGAUAUGUCAUAAAAAGAGGAAAGAGAGCUCAUCUGACGUUAUGGAAGUUUCAAUUGGCACCUGCUCACUGCCACUUAACCCGUCCACUUCGGAGCCCCCCACCAUGGCUUCAGCUGUCAGCAUCUCCAGCGUCACCUUCAGUCCAUCGCAGGGGCCUAACGUCAAGUCUUACAUGCUUAUGCUCAAAGUCACGGUCACAAGGAACUCGGGGAACGCUGCCAAUGGCAGUAGCAGCUCUACGGAAAUCAUGAAUGGAGAUAGUGAAGAACCAGCCACAAAACGCCUGAAGUCAUCGGAGCAUGUCAACAAUCCGUCUCCCGACAGCAAAUGGAGCAAGCUCUACGGCAGUGAGCUGAUAGUGUAUGACAAGCACAACCGCUGCCUGCUUACUAACGGAGAGUAUGAUCUGGUGCUGCAUGACGUGACCCCGGGUGGACGGAGCACAACCCUGGCCAGGUCUCCGCAUAAGGCUCUCAUGGCUCAAUGGGAGACUAUUCCUAAUGAAAAUGAAAUGCAAACCGACAUAAACCCGUUCGACAUCUUCAAAGUGAGGCCGCUCCUCAAACUGAAGCUCAGCUGGAGCCAGGAACCGACCAACGGGCUGGUGAACCGUCCCAAGCUGUACCAACAGGAGGCUAAUGGUGCUAAGAAGGAUACUCUCACCGCUAAGGAUAGACCUUCGGGGAGCCAGCAGAAGAAUGGGAAUGAGGCGAAAAAUAGGGACAAAUCCAAAUCAGACUCAAGCGAAGAGAACAAACGCCAACAGAUCAUCUACCAGUUCCUGUACAACAACAACUCGCGGCAGCAGACUGAGGCUUGCGACGACCUGCACUGUCCGUGGUGUUCCCUCGACUGCGGGACACUCUACUCUUUGCUGAAGCAUUUGAAGCUCUGCCAUUCGAGAUUCAAUUUCACUUAUUUCCCAAUCCCGGCCGGCGCUCGCAUCGACGUGUCCAUCAACGAGUUGUACGACGGGUCGUACACGGGCUCGCCGCACGACCUGAUCGCGGCGCAGGGCCGCUCCGCCGCCGCCGGCCCGCGCGCCGGGCCUACGCGCCGCACCAGCCUCACCAGAGUACUCAUAUGGAGGCCGAGGGCGCGCCGACGCCCGCAGAGACACAGUCUGGCUGAGUUUUUGGAGCUAGAUGAUAGUGAGUUGGUCGAAGCUCAGCGGCCGUAUCUUACGGGACAUAAUCGCCUCUAUCAUCACACGAUCACCUGCCUCCCAGUAUACCCUAACGAGCUAGACAUAGACUCGGAAAACGAGACCGACCCGCUCUGGCUCCAACAGAAGACCAUGAUGAUGAUAGACGAGUUCACCGACGUGAACGAGGGCGAGAAAGAGCUGAUGAAAAUGUGGAACCUCCACGUGAUGAAAUACAACUAUGUCGGAGACUGCCAGAUCCCGCUAGCUUGCCAAAUGUUCCUCCAGAUGAAAGGAAAACAACUCCUCGAGAAAAACCUGUACAGAAACUUUAUACUCCACAUGUGUUCGUUGCACGACUUCGGGCUUCUGAGCCCGGUAGCGCUCUACCAAACGGUGCAAGCGCUUAAUCAAAUGCUAGCGGACAACGCUGAAGCCAAAGAAAAAAUGAGGGAAUCGCUCAAAGCGCAGCGGGACCACUGGAACGCGGUAGGCAAAUACCAGCAACCGGUGGUGAUCGAGCAGAAACCGCAGAACAACACGGCUAAAUUAAACAGUGUCGAAGCCUCUCCAUCCGUUAGAAGAAAGACUUCCAAUCUUAAUAAUAGGAUCAAUACCCCGAGCACUAGUUACAAAAACGCCCCGAGCACCUCCAACGGUGACACUAAGAGAAAAAUGUCUUCGGGUAGUAUUCAGAGCCGCAAGCGGUCGUCGAUAUCAGAGCGGAAGCGAUCUGUAUAGCGAAUACUGACGCGCUCGGGGAUGCGGUGACGCGUCGAGUCGAGGCUAAGUACAUUGUGAAGGCUCUAGCGGGGCAUUUU
Cydia amplana is the source of this 2493-nucleotide messenger RNA. RefSeq names its product polycomb protein suz12-B (gene Su(z)12). Bases 146 to 2413 code for a protein of 755 amino acids. NCBI's taxonomy places the organism in Eukaryota, Metazoa, Arthropoda, Insecta, Lepidoptera, Tortricidae. Gene Ontology annotation, molecular function: chromatin DNA binding. The transcript is spliced from 9 exons. The record is from RefSeq and is a predicted model, not a curated record. Gene Ontology annotation, cellular component: ESC/E(Z) complex; RSC-type complex; nucleus.